AUUUUUAUAUUUAUUAAAGUGUUAAAUUUUAUUUUCAGAAUAAAAUGUCGGAAAGACAGAAACUUCUGAAAGACACCCAGAGUAUAAAAGUUGUGACUGAUGAUAAGCAAAUAUUGAAGCAUAUAAUGAUUGAUAUUCUUAACCUAAAACAAGGAAUGGAAGAUAACCUACUCCUAAUCCAACAAAUCAACCUGAUGAUACAGAAGGAAGGAGAGGAGCAGAAGGGGUUAGAUGACGUGAUCCAUGCUGCCCAGCAACAUAUUGACUCCAUCAAUUCAAUCUAUACACUUGGGGUUUCCUGGCUAAAAGAUGAUACUGAUUAUGCCGUAAACUUUAGAAGGGACGAUUCUCUUCAAUUAACACAAACAGAGAGUACAAGAGAAGAAAGUAAUCACGUGAGCCUGGAGAGUAUUGAAAAUCCAAAUAACAUAGAGAAUCCAGAUAACAUUGAGAAUCCAGAGGAGAACAUAAAGAAUCCAGAGGAGAACAUAAAGAAUCCAGAGGAGAGCAUAGAGAAUCAAGAGAAUGAGAAUACUGAUAAAAAUGAUGAAACGAAAAUGGAUAUGGAUGAGGUCAUAGAUCCAAGAAGUAUGCUUGCUCUUGAGAUCAAAGAGGAUUCGGAGAGAAAAAAACAAGUUUCAGAUAUAUUGUGCAAGGUUGAAGUAAGCGACACAUGGUACGAUGAGUGCUCUUCUGAUUCCGGAGAAUUUGUUGGACAACUUACCAAAUCUGGAAAGAUUAAGAGGGGAUCGUUGAUACAGUCUCCUUGUGAUCAAUGCUCAUUUGUGGCAAGUUCUAAAUCUAACUUAAAACACCACGUUCUAACGGUGCACACUGAAUAUAGUGCUUGUGAUUUAUGUGACUUUGUCGGCUCAGUAAAGGGAGUUAAUGUUCAUAAAAUUAGAAAACAUGAUGGACACCAAUUCUCCUGUUUAGUAUGUGACUUUCAACAUACACAAAACGACGUGUUAAAAACACACAUUAAGGAAAAGCAUGAUGGACGUGGGUUUCCUUGUAAUCUCUGUGAAAAAGCUUUUCAUAUAAAACCUAAUCUGAGUAGACAUGUGCAGAACGUACAUCAAAAAGAAAUAUAUUCUUGUAGUCAGUGUGAUUACUUUGCAAGAACUAAAAAUACUCUGAAGGACCACAUUGAUAGUGUUCAUUUGGGUCGACAAUAUAAUUGUGAUAAAUGUGAUUUUGUGGCAGAAAAGGCUGAUCACCUUAGAACACAUAAGAAGAAAACUCACAGCACAGAUGAUAAAUUAACAAAAUAUUCUUGUGAUAAAUGUGAAUAUUCAACAUUUAAACAAGCCAAUUGGUGGGCGCAUAAGAAUAGACACAAGCGUGCUCUGGUUCUAUGUGACCAAUGCCCCUAUGUCGGUAAACCAGCAAAUCUAAAAGUACACAUUCAAGUUCAUCACGACAAAUUUAAUUAUCCAUGUCAUUUAUGCAAUUAUCUUGGACAAACUUUGACACAUUUGAGAUCACACACAGAGUCUGUUCAUAUGGGUGUAAAGUAUCAUUGUGAUAUAUGUGGGUUUGCAGCGUCUACAACCACUAACUUGAAACAGCACAAAGAUUGUAAACACGAUGAUACUAAAUAUCCAUGUGAGGAAUGUGGAUAUUUAGCCUCCACAAAAUAUCUCCUCAGAAAACAUAUUAAAAAGAAGCACGGUGUCCCAGUAAAUGCUAAUAAUGUGCCAGUAGUUUAAGAAUAAAACCAAAGGGUUUAAGCAGAAAUAUUGUCAGAGAAUUAAUUAUUUUGUCAUGUUUCAUCCAUGUUUCAUCCAUGUUUCAUCCAUGUUAAACCAUAUUAAGCCUUCUUAACUGUUAAAGUAUAAAAAAAGUUAAAUUUUAUUUUCA
Messenger RNA from Eurytemora carolleeae, 1863 nucleotides. RefSeq names its product zinc finger protein 28. Gene Ontology annotation, biological process: regulation of transcription by RNA polymerase II. The record is from RefSeq and is a predicted model, not a curated record. The transcript is spliced from 4 exons. Lineage: Eukaryota; Metazoa; Arthropoda; Copepoda; Calanoida; Temoridae. Gene Ontology annotation, molecular function: DNA-binding transcription factor activity, RNA polymerase II-specific; RNA polymerase II transcription regulatory region sequence-specific DNA binding. Gene Ontology annotation, cellular component: nucleus. The coding region runs from base 45 to 1712 and encodes 555 amino acids.